AUGAGCCUGACCUCGCGGUUGUCCAAUCUAUUCGCCUCAGACCCAUCAUCACAUCUGAUACCCGUGUCGCAAGAGGCUGAUGGCAGUGAGCACGAUGCGAUUAGUGACGACCGCACAGAUGCGCCAAUUGCCAGGAGGAUCAAGAGAAUGCGCACAAUGGAGAAGGCGGAGACGGACGAGGACUUCGAGCUGGAACGUCCACCAUAUCUCCACUCAAUGCUUGCUGGAGGGAUUGGAGGCACAAGUGGUGAUCUGUUGAUGCAUUCUUUGGACACCGUCAAAACAAGGCAACAAGGCGAUCCUCAUUUUCCUCCCAAGUACACCUCGAUGUCAGGGUCUUACCUCAAGAUCUUCAGGCAGGAAGGCCUACGGCGCGGAUUGUAUGGAGGAGUCACAGCUGCUAUGUUGGGAUCAUUUCCGGGCACCGUCAUCUUUUUUGGGACCUAUGAAUAUUGCAAGAGACACAUGCUUGAUCGUGGGAUCAACCCUUCGAUCUCGUAUCUCACUGGAGGUCUGGUCGCUGAUUUUGCAGCGUCGUUUGUGUAUGUGCCGUCUGAAGUGCUCAAGACUCGCCUACAGCUUCAAGGCCGAUACAAUAACCCCUACUUCAAUUCUGGCUACAACUAUCGAACGACGUGGGAUGCUGCCAAAACCAUAGCACGGAUCGAAGGAUUUGGUGCACUUUACUCUGGCUACAAAGCCACGAUAUUCCGUGACGUUCCAUUCUCGGCGCUUCAAUUUGCGUUCUAUGAGCAGGAACAAAGGCUUGCGCGCGACUGGGUGGGAGGCCGUGAUAUUGGGAUUGCUUUGGAGAUACUUACUGCCACGUCUGCAGGUGGCAUGGCUGGUGUCAUCACAUGCCCGCUGGAUGUUGUCAAGACCAGGACGCAGACGCAAAUCACUAGCGAAGAUCCCAGCAAGACCAGCCAAGCGGCUCAUUUCGAGAAGACGGUGAAGGCUGCUCAAGCUGUCAAGAAGGGACAGACCCGGCUGCUACAUUCCGGACCACGAUCUGUGCCAACUGAAGCACCAGUACUGGACACCUCCUCGGUUUUCACAGGCCUGAGACUUAUAUACAAGACAGAGGGGUUGACUGGAUGCUUUCGCGGUGUAGGUCCGCGAUUCGUCUGGACAAGUGUCCAAAGUGGCACGAUGUUGGUCUUGUAUCAAUAUCUGCUCAAGCAGAUGGAGGGUCUGCAGCCUUCAGAGGGUCCAAUCGUCUAA
This is a messenger RNA of Endocarpon pusillum Z07020, 1224 nucleotides long. RefSeq lists its product as uncharacterized. Bases 1 to 1224 code for a protein of 407 amino acids. Gene Ontology annotation, biological process: magnesium ion export from mitochondrion. Gene Ontology annotation, molecular function: magnesium ion transmembrane transporter activity. NCBI's taxonomy places the organism in Eukaryota, Fungi, Ascomycota, Eurotiomycetes, Verrucariales, Verrucariaceae. The record is from RefSeq and is a predicted model, not a curated record. The transcript has 3 exons.